This is a messenger RNA of Sorex fumeus (smoky shrew), 321 nucleotides long. It is a transcript of the gene IL4, whose product is annotated as interleukin 4. Lineage: Eukaryota; Metazoa; Chordata; Mammalia; Eulipotyphla; Soricidae. Gene Ontology annotation, cellular component: extracellular region. The transcript has 3 exons. Gene Ontology annotation, biological process: innate immune response in mucosa; negative regulation of complement-dependent cytotoxicity; negative regulation of endothelial cell apoptotic process. The record is from RefSeq and is a predicted model, not a curated record. Gene Ontology annotation, molecular function: interleukin-4 receptor binding; cytokine activity; growth factor activity. The coding region runs from base 1 to 321 and encodes 106 amino acids.
AUGGGUCUCGCCUCCCAACUGAUGCCCACUCUGCUCUGCUUACUAGCAUGUACCAGCAACAUGGGGGCCCAUGUACACAGAAAGACUAUUGUCCUGCGAGAGGUCAUCAGAACGCUGAACACACUUACAGAAAAAAAGGAUGCCUGUCUGGAGCUGACUGUAGCAGAUGUCUUCGCUGCCCCAAAGAAUACAACCAGGACAGAAAUCUUCUGCAGGGCCGCCACUACGAUCCGGCAGUUCUAUAAGGAGCACAAAUGUUUACAUCGUUUCCCGAAAGGGCUCUACAAGAAUCUUAGCAACCUGGCCAACAUGGUGAGCUGA